UCAUGUUAACAUUUUAAUGUUGAAUUAUUUUCUUGUUAUCAAACAGCAGGUUCAUCCUCCGAAGAAGAAGCAUCGUCGGACUUCAAAUGGCGGACAUGUUCUCUCGCUGGGCACGCGUGGUGACCUUCGCGAGCCUCCUGCUCGCCGUCUUAAGCGCUUUGCAGCGUCUUGAUGUCUCUGCUGGAACAGGGACGGUGGGCACCGGUAUCUUCGAGAAUCUCUGCAACGACAUGGUAUUGCGAAAUCAGGAGAGGUUUAUCUCUGAAAACAGGGCAUUAUUUUCGAAAGAAGCUAUGAGAAAUGUUUCCUGUCUCAAAAGUGCACUGCAAUUCUUCGAUAUAGACUUUUUUGAUGAUUCGGAGGUGAAAGAAAUGGCGAAGGGUGCGGAGGAGCACAACAUCCCUGCUUUUCAAUUCAACAGGAAGCUGGUUGCUUCAGUUAAUGGUGGUCUGCGUGAUCCAUCCGUUUUAGUCUUCAACCCAGAGUCACGUAGAACUAAUGAAUUGCCAACCAAGAUGGGAGGAUUUGAUUAUCCUAACUCUUUUGGUGUAAGAAGACCUAAGAAGGAAGAUGACAUUGCGUACAUGAGUGUUCUAGAGUUAGGAGAACUGAUAAGAACAAAGCAAAUUACGUCCCAGGAGCUUACCGACAUCUUUCUCCAGAGAUUAAAGCGGUAUGGUCCUGUUCUGGAAGCUGUGGUCUCAUAUACUGAAGAGCUAGCCUAUAGUCAGGCAAAGAAAGCUGAUGAAUUACUUGGCCAGGGUGUUUAUUUAAGUCCUCUUCACGGUAUACCCUAUGGCCUAAAGGACAUAAUUGCAGUUCCACAUUAUAGGACAACAUGGGGGUCGACAACAUUUAGGAACCAAGUUCUUGACAUGGAAGCUUGGGUAUACAAGAGACUAAAAUCUUCUGGUGCUGUUCUUGUAGCAAAGCUUGUUACAGGAUCACUUGCAUACGAUGAUAUCUGGUUUGGCGGAAGGACAAGGAACCCAUGGAACAUUGAUGAAUUUUCAACUGGCUCUUCUGCUGGACCUGCUGCAAGUACUUCAGCAGGCCUAGUGCCAUUUGCAAUAGGUUCAGAGACAGCUGGUUCCAUAACAUAUCCAGCUGCUCGUUGUGGAGUUACAGCAAUACGACCAACCUUUGGAAUGAUUGGUCGCACUGGAGUCAUGAGCAUUUCUGAAAGCUUGGACAAACUUGGUCCAUUCUGCAGAAGUGCCUUGGACUGUGCGGUGCUUCUGGAUAUAAUCCGGGGGAAGGAUCCAGAGGAUCUUUCUUCAAGAAUUAUACAUCUUGAGGAUCCUUUUUCGAUUGAUAUCUCAAAACUUACGGUUGGGUAUCUUGAGGAUGCUGAAAUGGAGGUAGUUCAUGUCCUUGCUUCAAAAGGGGUGAAUGUAGUUCCAUUUAAGCUAAACUACUCGGUGGAGUCUGUUCAGUCCAUACUGAACAUUACUAUGGACGUUGAUAUGUUAAGUCAUUUUGAUGAGUGGCAACGUGCAAGAGAUGAUAAGAAGUAUGAAGCUCCAGAUGAAUGGCCUGUGGAACUGCGCCGUGCACGUCUCAUUCCUGCUGUGGACUACUUGCAGGCACAGCGGGCACGAGGUAGGUUGAUUAAGGAGAUCCAGGAGAGCUUUACAGUCGAUGCAUUUAUAGGAAAUGCUACUGACUGGGAGAAAGUUUGUCUCGGCAACCUGGUGGGAAUGCCAGUAGUGGUUGUCCCAACUGGAUUCAAGAAUAUCACGGAUCCACCAAAAAGUGGCACAAGGCGUCGAACUACCAUCACAACUGGCAUAUAUGCACCACCUAAUCAUGAUUCUGUGGCCUUAGCAUUGGCAAUGGCUUAUCAGUCGGUCACGGACCACCACAAACAACGCCCACCUAUUGAUGAUCUUGGACCAGGAGAUCAGCUUGAAGUCCACCAGUAGGUUAAUUUAUAUCAUCGUAGUUGUUGGUGAAGGCAACCAUCUACUUAUUUGUCCUGUGAUGGGUUCUGGCGGGCAAAUGCGGUAGUUUAUUAGGGACGACGACUCCGUCGGAAUGGUCCAUCUCCCCUCCGGCAGUGGAUUCGUUUUGUGCUUGCCUUUUGUUUGUCGGAGAUUUAGAGGCUACAUUCGUUCAAGGUGCUUAUCUUGUUGAAGCAUCCGCUGAAGAAGAAUGGAGAGCGUAUCCCGAUUAAAACAAAUGUAUAAUGGCAUGUAAAAAGAAUUUCAAUAAAAUUUUUUACUUUUCUGCA
This is a messenger RNA of Nymphaea colorata (pocket water lily), 2233 nucleotides long. RefSeq lists its product as uncharacterized. The transcript is spliced from 12 exons. Lineage: Eukaryota; Viridiplantae; Streptophyta; Magnoliopsida; Nymphaeales; Nymphaeaceae. The record is from RefSeq and is a predicted model, not a curated record. Gene Ontology annotation, molecular function: catalytic activity. Bases 87 to 1925 code for a protein of 612 amino acids.